Molecule: messenger RNA, 5723 nt
Organism: Vicia villosa (hairy vetch)
Lineage: Eukaryota; Viridiplantae; Streptophyta; Magnoliopsida; Fabales; Fabaceae
Product: putative disease resistance RPP13-like protein 1
Exons: 4
Coding region: 55-3798 (1247 amino acids)
Biological process (GO): defense response to other organism
Molecular function (GO): ADP binding
Source: RefSeq, a predicted model, not a curated record
CAAUCACUUUCUGAUUUUCCCAUUUCUAUUUCAAUCUUAUCACUCAAUUAUCUUAUGGCUGCCGCGGUUGUUGGUGAAGCUUUUCUCUCUGCUUUCAUUGAAGUCGUCCUCGACAAGCUUGCUGCUCCUCAGCUUGUUGACUUGAUCCGUGGAAAGAAACUUGACAUCAAUUUGGUGCAAAGGUUGAAGAACACUCUUUAUGCUGUUGAAGCCGUGCUUAACGAUGCUGAACAAAAGCAGAUCCAUGACUCUGCUGUUAACAAAUGGCUUGAUGAUCUCAAAGAUGCUCUCUAUGUCGCUGAUGACCUCCUCGAUCGGAUUUUUACUAAAACUGCAACUACUCAGAAGAACAAGGAGGUCAGUACUACUAACUAUUUCUCUCGCCUUUUCAACUCUGAGGAAAGGGAUAUGGUUUGUAAGCUGGAAGAUAUAGUUGCUAGGCUUGAACACAUUCUCAAUUUCAAAGAUAUUCUUGGCCUUCAACAUAUUGCAACUCAUCACUCAUCCUGGAGAUCUCCAUCAACCUCUUUAGAAGACAGAUCUAACAUAUUUGGUAGGGAUCAAGACAAAGAGGCCAUUCUCAAAUUACUGUUAGAUGAUGAUCAUGAUAAGGAUGAGAUUUCUGUGAUCCCUAUAGUUGGUAUGGGUGGAGUGGGAAAAACUACUUUAGCUCAAUCUGUGUACAACCAUGACACUAUAAAGCAGAAAUUCAAUGUUCGAGCAUGGGCUUGUGUUUCUGAUCAUUUUGAUGAAUUGAAUGUUGCAAAGGCCAUCUUGGAGUCAAUUGUGGGGUAUGCUUGUAGCACAGAUAACAAAGAGUUGCUUCAUCGUGAUUUGAAGGAAAACCUGGCUGGAAAAAAGUUCUUAAUUGUUUUGGAUGAUGUAUGGACCGAGGAUUAUCACGGCUGGAAUUCUCUUUUAAGGCCUCUUCAAUAUGGAGCUAAAGGAAGUAGAAUUCUUGUAACAACCCGUAUCCAAAAAGUUGCUUCUAUGGUACAAACUAAACAAGAUUACUCUCUUGAGAAAUUGUCUGAUGAAGAUUGUUGGUCAGUGUUUGCAAACCAUGCAUGCCUUUCUCUAAAAGAAUUCAGUGAGAAUAAGAAUCUCCAUAGAAUUGGCAAAGAGAUUGUUAGAAAAUGCAAGGGAUUGCCUUUAGCAGCACAAUCACUUGGGGGCUUGUUGCGAAGUAAACGGGACAUCAAGGAUUGGGAUGAUAUACUAAGUAGUAACAUUUGGGAAAAUGAGAGUAAUAUCAUUCCAGCUCUAAGAAUUAGUUAUCAUUAUCUCCCUCCUUAUUUGAAACGCUGCUUUGUUUAUUGUUCCUUGUAUCCUAAGGAUUAUGAAUUUGAAAAAGAUGAACUGGUUUUGUUGUGGAUGGCCGAGGAUCUUUUACAUCCUUCAGAAAAUAACAAGACUUUAGAAGAAGUUGGUCAUGGGUAUUUUAAUGACUUAGCUUCUAGAUCAUUUUUUCAACGUUCGGGAAAUGGGAACAGCUACCAGCAUUUUGUGAUGCAUGAUCUGGUGCAUGACUUAGCAAUAUUGCUCGGUGGAGAUUUCUAUUUUAGAACAGAAAAACUUGGGAAAGAAUCGAAGAUUGGCACCAUGACCCGUCAUUUAUCAUUUAGAAGCUUCAGUGGUCCAGUCUUGGAAAACUUUGAUAUUUUUGGCCGAGCAAAACAUCUUAGGACAUUUUUGACAAACAAUUUUAAACUCCCUUCUUCCAAUAUCGAAAAGGCAUCAUGCAUCAUUUUAUCCACAUUGAAGAGCUUGAGAGUUUUGUCAUUUCACUACUCUCCAUAUCUUGAUGCAUUGCCCGAUUCGAUAUGUGAACUGAUCCAUUUGCGUUACUUGGAUCUCUCUUCCACGACAAUUAAAACAUUACCAGAGUCACUGUGUAAUUUGUAUAAUCUACAAACGUUGAGGUUGUGCAAUUGUCUUGAACUAACCUUGCUUCCCAAUGAUAUGCAAAAUCUUGUAAAUUUGCGCCAUCUUGAUAUCCGUGGAAGUGAUAAGUUAGAAGAAAUGCCUGUUGGAAUGAGCAAAUUAAAUCAUUUGCAUUAUUUGAGUUAUUUUGUUGUGGGAAAACAUGAAGAGAAAGGGAUCAAGGAACUGGGGACACUUUCAAAUCUUCACGGAUCACUUUCCAUUAAGAAAUUAGAGAAUGUUACCAACAGCUUUGAAGCAUCAAAGGCAAAGAUAAUGGAUAAGAAGUACCUUGAAGAAUUAUCGUAUGUAUGGUCUCAAGAUGCAAAGGACGAUUUUAAGAAUUCACAAAGCGAGAUGGAUAUACUUGGCAAUUUACAACCUACCAAGAACCUGAAAAGGCUACAUAUUGAUGGAUACAGGGGCACAAAAUUUCCAGAAUGGGUUGCAGAUCCUUCCUACCACAAUUUGACUGAGUUAUCUUUCUAUAAUUGUCAUAAUUGUUGCAUCCUGCCCCCACUAGAACAACUACGCUCUCUUAAGAAAUUGAGAAUCAGUAGAAUGAGUAUGAUGGAGAUUAUUGGAUCUGAAUAUGGUGAUUUUUUUUCAGAGACACUUUUUCCUUGCCUUGAACGUCUUGAGUUCCGUGACAUGCCUUGUUGGGAAGUGUGGCAUCAUCCCCAUGAAUCAGCUGCUCCCUUCCCUAUAUUGAAGACCCUUUUGCUUAUUGAUUGUCCUAUAUUACGGGGAAAUUUGCCAUCUCAUCUUCCUGCUUUGGAAGUACUUGUGAUUGAACAAUGCUACCAACUUGCUUCUUCUCUCCCGAGGUCCCUUGUCAUAACUACACUAGUGGUGUGUGCAAGCAAUAAAGUAGCACUACCAGAGCUACUGCCACUUUCAUUAAAAGAGUUAAAAACUCAAGGAAGAUCAGUGACAGAGUCCGUGUUUGAAGCCUUCAGAGUCUCCGUACCAACUUCUCUUCAAGAUUUAGACAUUGAGGAUUGUUCAUCUGCAAUAUCAUUUCCGAGAGAUUGUUUGCCCGCAUCCUUGAAGCGCCUAACUAUCAAGAAUUGUGAAAAUCUAGAUUUCCCAAUGCAAAACCACCAACUCGAGUCACUUGUGUAUUUGUAUAUAAAAAGGAGUUGCGAUUCUCUUAGAACCCUCUCAUUGGAAACCUUUCCAAAUCUUCAAUAUCUGUGUAUCAAAAACUGUGAAAACUUUGAAUAUCUUUCCGCUUUGAAGAAUCUUCAAAAUCUCGUUGAUAUUGGUAAUAGAGACUGCCCCAAUUUUGUACCAUUCCUAGGAGAGGGGUUGUCUGCUCCAAACUUGAAUACAUUGCAUGUCUCCUGCUGCGUUAAUUUAAAGUCACUUCCUUGUCACAUAGAUACUUUUCUCCCAAUGUUAGAAAAUUUGACAAUAGAAGAUUGCCCAGAAAUUGAGACUUUUCCUGAAGGAGGUAUGCCAUCUAGCUUGAGAUCACUUCGGAUCUUGAACUGCGACAAGUUAUUAAGGAGCCCAUCUCUAACUUUUCCAGACAUGCUUACCCAUCUUACCAUUACUGAUAGUGCCCAGUCUUUCCCCAAGGAGGAUUUUGCGUUGCUACCUCCCUCUCUUACCUCCCUUGAGCUAUGGAGUAUGUCAAGUUUGCACACAUUGGAGUGCAGGGGGCUUCUCCACCUCACAUCCCUCCGAAAACUAUCAAUUAGAGACUCUCCCAAGCUGGAGAAUAUAGCGGGAGACAGCAGACUACCUGCCUCUCUGCUUAAGCUACGAAUCUAUCGAUGUCCUCUGCUGGAAGAACGGUGCCGCAUGAAACACCCGCAAAUCUGGCCGAAACUUUCCCACAUCCCAGACAUUCAGUUUAACCGCAGAUAAAUUUAUUAAGCUUGAAAUUGGAUUUUAAAUCGUUUGCUGUACGAGGUUGUAUGGGUGCAUGUUUGUAAACAAGGUCGUUUGGAUGCAGAUUUACAACAAAUGUUUUUCCAUAUUUUCAGAUAUUGAAACAGUUAUCUCCCUUGAUGAUUAGGCUGGGAAUAUUGAUCAUGCUGACUUUGAUUUGUACAACCACGAGUUAGAAAAGAUGCAAAGAUCCGUUCCUUAAAUGUAUAAGGUAUAACAUAUGAGAAAUUGUUUUACAAAAUGAUGUAGGAGUUAGAAAAGAUGCAAAGAUCCACCACUAUUUUCACAGGCCUUCUUAAGCAUACACAUCAGGAGCAAGGAAAAGAAGAAAGGUUUGCACCAAUGAACAAGGAAGUGAAACAAGAUGGGGAGAACUAGAGAAUUUUGUGCUAAUGGUGUUGUGAUCGAGAUUUAAAAAGUUACAUGUAUGCAACACCAACCAUCUAUUGCAAGAAUGGAAAACCUGAGAAGACUAACUGGCUGAUGCAUCAAAUACCAUUUUGACAGUAUUCCUACUACUUAUUCCAAACUUGGUUGUCCAAUGUUCGGUAUCAUAGGUAAUGAGGAUUAGGUGUAUAUGUAAUUAUGUAUGUACUCUUAGUCCUCCACACAUGAAGAGAUUUGUCAUCAUUUCCUAGGUUAAAAUGAACCAGGUUUGUACCAUAAGUUACCUUGUAGGCUUGUACCAUUAUCCAUUAAGCCAAACUUUGCCAACAAUCGGUUCCGUCGGAUCAACUUCUAUACAUACUCCCCAAACAUCCCCUUUCAACAAUCAAUGUAGUAGCAUCGAACUUGAUUGGCAUGCCAACCGCCAUUGCUAGAAGAAAACUCUGAUCAUAGUGUACCAAAUUUAAUCCGAGGUAUUUGAUCCAGACUAACAUACCUUAAAUCUUUGCUUAUGGAGAUAUGAAUUUUGGAGACCAUUGUGAGAUCGUUAGAUAAUGAGCAAAUAUCAUCAAAGGACCAUUUAAGAUGAUCUUCUCUUUAUCAGCUUGUAAAUCAAAUAUGAUCAUGAAAAAACCAUUAACCAUUGUCAUUAUCCCUCAUGUCAAACCCUCUAAUAAGUUUCCAAAUUAUUUUGAAGCAUAACGUUCAUGACCUUGUAAUCUAGCGUAUUUCCCUAACAAAUUCACCACAAUGACUUCAUUUCGCUCUACCUUGGGACUUACUAUUCGUAUUUUUGAAAAAAAUCCCCAUACUCGAGCUCAUAUUAAUGCAAAAAUCAACCUAUUUUUUAUAAUAAUACUACAUAAAUAUGUAUUGCGAGGGUACGGGGUAAAUUAGAUACUAAAGUAUUCGUACCUACACUCAUAUCUAUUUAUUUUAGUGUAUAAUUAUUCUCAUAUCUGUUUAUUUUAGUGUAUAAUUAUUCAUACUCGUACCCAGUACUUAUUGAAAAUUAUACCUCAUACCUCUACCAUUAUCCAUCUAUCCCUACAUUUUUUAAAAUAUUUCAAUUUUAUCCUUUUAAUUUAUAAAAUAAUUUUAUUAUUUAAUAUUUACCAUUUCACACCUCUACCAAAGUGUAUCGGAUAACUUGCAAUCAAGUUUUCCGGUUUGUAAUUUUCUUCACCGGAUAACUUGCAGUCAAGUUAUCCGGUUUGUAAUUUUUCUUCACCGGACAACUUACAGUCAAGUUAUCCGGUUUGUAAUUUUUCUUCACCGGAUAACUUGCAGUCAAGUUAUCCGAUUUGCAAUAUUAUAGAUAACGAUUUUAUUUAUUUUUGGCCACGGUUUUUCCUUGUUGUCUAAACUUUUUUAUUUUAUUUAUUUUUUGCCACGGAUGUUCCUUGUUGCCUAAACUUUUUAAUAUUUUUUAAUUUUCAGACUAGUUAAAAAUUAUGCACCAUUAGGGGUGUGCAAAAUAUCCGGUUUUGAUGUCCAAAUCCAUAACCAAACCU